Messenger RNA from Chelmon rostratus (copperband butterflyfish), 3123 nucleotides. RefSeq names its product serum/glucocorticoid regulated kinase 1 (gene sgk1). Gene Ontology annotation, biological process: protein phosphorylation. Gene Ontology annotation, molecular function: protein serine/threonine kinase activity; ATP binding. The transcript has 13 exons. Lineage: Eukaryota; Metazoa; Chordata; Actinopteri; Chaetodontiformes; Chaetodontidae. The record is from RefSeq and is a predicted model, not a curated record. Bases 1 to 1887 code for a protein of 628 amino acids.
AUGAAGCUGGUGAACGGGGGAGGAGGAGGAGGAGGUGGCGGGGGAGGUGGAGGUGGAGGUGGAGGAGGUGCAGGAGUGGGAGGAGGGGGAGAGAAGACUGCCUUUUCCUUUAAGAAGUGCUCAGCUUUCCAGUUUGUCAAGAGAAAGGUACGAAGAUGGAUGAGGAACCCCAAGGUGAGCGUGGAGAAGGCCCAAGGCAAAGGCCUGCUUUACCCCUGUCCCAAGUGUCCGCUGGCCGAGGACCUGUGGUACACGCACUUCCCCUCGCCUUACGGCUGCUGCCACUACAGCGGCCUGCAGGGCGGCCAGUACUACCACCAGGAGCCGUGCUCGCCGUGCCCUGCCGGUGGGCAAACCGGCGGCCAUGACAAGAGCAAGGGCUGCAAGGUCAGGAAGUGGAAGAUGCUGGCUCGCCACCAUGGCGACGGCACAGGCAAGCAGAAGGAAGCGGAGUCGGACGUUCACCUGGGCGGUUGUCAGUCCUGGGGGUUCCACGCCUCGCCCCUCCUGGCCAGCCCUGUCAUGCUGGAGUGCUCCAUCUGCAGCGGGCCCUACAUCAGCUACGCCCUGGAGGAUACAUGGCAGCCACGUCAACGCACACAGGCCAUGGACCUGUACUACCACAAUGAGUCAGACCCAGACAGCUACUGUUGCCCUGGCGACAACACUUUUAUGAAACAGAGGAGGAUGGGGCUGAACGACUUCAUUCAGAGGCUCGCCACAAACUCCUACGCCUGCAAGCACCCCGAAGUUCAGUCUAUUCUGAACUUGAGUCCUCCUCAGGAUGCUGAGCUCAUGAACGCCAACCCUUCUCCUCCUCCCAGUCCAUCCCAGCAGAUCAACCUGGGCCCAUCCUCCAACCCCUCGGCCAAGCCCAGCGACUUCCACUUCCUCAAGGUGAUCGGCAAGGGCAGCUUCGGCAAGGUGCUGCUGGCACGCCAUCGCGCAGACGACCAGUUCUACGCUGUCAAAGUUCUACAGAAAAAGGCCAUCCUCAAGAAGAAGGAGGAGAAACACAUCAUGUCAGAGAGGAAUGUGCUGCUAAAGAACGUCAAGCACCCGUUCUUGGUGGGCCUGCACUACUCUUUCCAAACCGCGGACAAACUCUACUUCAUUUUGGACUACAUCAACGGAGGAGAGUUGUUCUACCACCUACAGAGAGAGCGCUGCUUCCUCGAGCCCAGAGCCAGGUUCUACGCAGCAGAGAUCGCCAGCGCACUGGGCUACCUCCACUCCCUCAACAUCGUCUACAGAGACCUGAAGCCAGAGAACAUCCUGCUGGACUCGCAGGGACACAUCAUCCUAACGGAUUUCGGCCUGUGCAAGGAGAACAUUGAGCCCAAUGGGACCACGUCGACCUUCUGCGGCACGCCAGAGUAUUUAGCUCCUGAGGUUCUACACAAGCAGCCAUAUGACAGGACGGUAGACUGGUGGUGCUUAGGAGCUGUUCUCUAUGAGAUGCUCUAUGGCCUGCCCCCGUUCUACAGCCGCAACACAGCGGAGAUGUACGACAACAUCCUGAACAAGCCGCUGCAGCUGAAGCCCAACAUUUCCAACGCAGCCAGACACCUGCUGGAGGGCCUCCUGCAGAAGGACCGAACCAAGCGGCUGGGCUGCGCAGAGGACUUUAUUGAAAUCAAGAACCACAUAUUCUUCUCCCCCAUCAACUGGGAUGACCUCAAUGCCAAGAAGAUCACCCCUCCAUUCAACCCCAACGUGACGGGACCCAACGACCUGCGGCACUUUGAUCCAGAGUUCACAGAUGAGCCGGUGCCCAGCUCCAUCGGCUGUUCCCCAGACAGCGCGCUCGUCACGGCCAGCAUCAAAGAGGCCGCAGAGGCCUUUGUGGGCUUCUCCUACGCCCCAUCUAUGGACUCCUACCUAUAGGAUUUAAACACAGGCACUAAAAUACAGACACUAGUUCAGACUUACGGGACAUAAACUGUGGCGUGUCCAUGGACUUGCAUCUUGACCCCACCUUACAUUUCCCAUAAGGAUGAUGGAUAUUUCUGAACCAACCCCUGCAACACCUCCGCAUCUGCAAAGAAUUUGUACACCUGCACUUGCCAUAAUCUCUCCAACUCUUGAAUGCAUACAAGUGGAUGUCUGGCAUUAUUAAAUGACUCACUGGGGUUGAAAUCCAACAUCUUACCCUGAUGUACCAACGCACAAAUUCUUCAUCCUUCUACGACAGACUUAAACGCUCUGCAGCUCUCCAGUUGCCCAUCUCUCACCUGAUAGUAGAGGUGCUUUGCACACAGCUCAGGCAGCUUAAAAGCCCACUUCUCUGAAGAGACACACACCAACUUCCACCUUUUCUCAAAAGAGGAAGGCUGGACCGUACUGUACCAGCCCUGAAAAGGAUUUCCAUCUUCACCUAUGUAGCGAAACAUCUUCCCUCUUAUGAGACAGCCUGUUGAGUCUGAACGAGUAGCUUGGGGGUGACAUUCAUUCCGGUGCUUUAGUAUCUUCUCAUUUGCGUUACGUGUGUUUUGAAAAGGGAGCCAUUUGAAGCUGAAUGUUACAGAGGGGGAAUGGUUCAUUUUUUCUCUCAAGUGUGCCUUUAUUUUUUUCUCUUCAUCAGAACUCACGUCUUUUGGGUUUGUCCGUGUCAACCUUAACGAAGUCACCACAGAGGAACGACGUAGCUCUGCGUUAAUACACCUGUUCUGUCUUUAACACGUAGGAACUCAAACGAUGUUUUGUAUCUUCAUUUGCACAUGAAACGAUAACGGUAAUGCUGGUAGAGAGAAAGAAGGGAGCACUGCUGCUAGGUGAGAAAGAGAGUGAUGUGUUUGUGUAGUUCUGCUUGCCAACUGUGUCCCCCUCACAUCGUCUUCCAUCCGCCUCACAGUAAAGUAACGGCGGCCUCCAACUGGGCCGACAACAUCCAAACUGAACAUUCCAUUUUAAUAUUGCUGUAACGCAGUUUGACGGUAUUUAAGUUUGUUUGUAUAUUUGAAGUCAUGUGUACUAGUUUUAAUGUAUAUUGAACAAAAAAUGACAAAAGGUAUGCUUAAAUAUGUAUAUGUAACAAUUCAUGUUAAAUGUACUGUAAAUUGUAAAAUUUAAGACUUAAGAUUUAUGUGACCAUGUUUGGUUUGCAAUAAAAGUUUAACUUUA